AUGAGGAAGAGGAGAGUAAACCAAGAUGGAGUUCAUAUUUCAGAGCUCCUUUCAAACCUUACUGUUUCAAACAAAGAUGCCCAACAGAGAAACAGGCCUGAGGCUAGAAAGCCAGCUAAUGAGACUCAGAAGAAACUUAGUGGGAAGAAACAAAGGAAUGAUGUAGUUCAGAAAAGUUCAGAUUGGUGCUGUACAAGCAUCAAGUUUUUGCUGCUUCUCUUCGUUUUCACUUUAGUGGGAACAGCCGUUUAUUGCUACGAGAAAGAUUGCAGUAAAUUAACAGGAGAAAUCGUAGGGUCAGGAGCUACUUUAUUGAAGGCCAUCGAUAAGCAAAGAUUUGAGAUGGAAGCCAUGAAAACCUCUUUUGAAACCCUAAAGCAUCGAAUUAUGAACGAGCCCUUUUCUGAAGAGACUGAGAAAUUAAUGGAGUAUUACUCACAUGUUCUACAUAAAUCUGAUUAUUUCAACAAGAUACAUUCCAGUCGUUUAAACCCUCCUGAGCAAACAUUGGCGAUCGCUGGGAAUCAGCCAAGCGCAUUGGAAGAACUGGUUGAUAUUGGGAGCAAGAUCUGGAGCGUUGUUUCAAUUGGCCUACUCAUCUUAUAAAAUUUCAACAUCUAAGUAUUCUCAG
Moneuplotes crassus is the source of this 631-nucleotide messenger RNA. The record is from the annotation of a GenBank genome assembly. Lineage: Eukaryota; Ciliophora; Spirotrichea; Euplotida; Euplotidae.